AUGGGGCUCCGAACAACCCGUUUCCCAUCGACCCACGAAAUCGACCCGAAAACUGCACCCGAAUCAUCCAAAACCAACUUCCCUCCAUCCACGAUUCUCGGGCAUUGGCUUCCUCUCCGGGCAGUUCAUGCGGGCCCGCGUGAUCACUUGAAUCGUCUUGGGCCCGUACUCGAUCGCGCAAAGGAAGCCCACAUAGUCGUCCUCGGUCAAGUCGGUGUGGCGGGCUUUCGGGUCGACUCGUCCAUCAUUGGGCCUAGCGAGUUGUCGGUUAGGCCCGCGGUGGUCAUCAUGGCUGACCGGAUGGCUGCCGGGCUCCAGUCAGGAUGGGCCGACUUGAGCAGGGCAGCUGCCCCGCUCACGUGCGGGCAGGCCAUCGAGGUGCCCGAGAGGAUGUUGAACUCGGACUUGCGAUGGUCCGAGUCGAGGCCCGUGGGCCCGAUAGCGUCGGUCCACGCGGCUAGGAUGUUGACUCCGGGGGCAAUGAGAUCGGGCUUUAGGAUCUCUGGGCUGAGCCCGUUUGGGCCUCGAGCGGAAAACGAGGCGACAAUUGGGGCGGGUUUUGUACCGAUUACGGUGCCGUGGAAGAUGAGGGUUGCGCUGGCUUUAGGGUCGGAUGCCAGGUGUGCGUCUCCCACUAGACCCUCGCCGUUUGAGGGCCCGUUGGUGAGGAUCAUCCCCACGCCGCCGGACUCUUUGACGACCAAUCCCUUGGCGACACGUGGGCUGUUGCCGCGGUCGCAUAUUACGAUUUUGCCCCUGACGGAAUCUGGGUCGAAGGGAGGCGGAGAGGACCCCUGUUUUUCCUGGGUAGACGAGAGGGUACAUUUUACCGGCGAGUGGCUCGCCGGCGUAGAGGGAUACUCCGGGGAAUCUACGGCCGUCGUUGAGGACGACCUCCGCCGGGAAAUCGCGGUCGAUGGUGCCGGCGCCUACGGUGGUGAGCCAGGGGGCGAGGUUGGACGAGACGAAGAUCCCACGGGAGACGGCGCCGUAAGCGCCGAUGGCGAUGGGGUCCAGGUAGUAAGGGGUGGAGAUGCCCUCGCCGCCGCCGAUCGAGAUCGAGAUGACGUCGACGCCGUCGCGGACGGCGGCGUCGAACGCCGCCAGGAUGUCGGAGUCGAAGCAACCGGACUUCUUCCAGCAGACCUUGUAGACGGCGAGGCGGGCCUUGGGGGCGACGCCCUUGGCGACGCCGGCGGCGUAGCCCUGCAUACUCGCCCUGAAGGAGUGCCGCCCGGCGGCCGUCGACGCCGUGUGGGUCCCGUGGCCGUCGGCGUCCCUUGGCGACCUGAACUCCACCGUCUCGUUGAUUCCGCCGGGGAUUCCCCCAAAUCCGGGCGCCGCCUCCUGGCCCUUGGAGAAAAACCGGGCGCCGACGAUUUUCCGGUUGCAAUUCCUGGGGCUGAACCCCGGGCCGGACUCGCACGCGCCUCUCCAGCGCCUGCGGCGCUCGGGCCAAAUCCCGGUGUCGAGGACGCCGAUGAUGACGUCGGAGCCGUAGUCGGAGUCGGACCAGAGGCCGCGCUGGUUGCGGAGGCCGAGGAACUGGGGGGAGCGGGUGGUGUGGAGGUGGCGGCGGCGGUCCUCGAAGGCGGCGAGGACGGAUGGGGCGGCGGCCGCCUGGGAAGGGGUGAGGACGGCGGAGAAGCCGUGGAAUACGGUGUCGUAGAGGUGGAGGAUGGCGGCGGAGUCUGUGAACUCGGCGGAGUACCAGUGGUGGGGAGUGGGGAAAAUGGACGGCUUGGAUGA
Striga asiatica is the source of this 1749-nucleotide messenger RNA. Lineage: Eukaryota; Viridiplantae; Streptophyta; Magnoliopsida; Lamiales; Orobanchaceae. The record is from the annotation of a GenBank genome assembly.